AUGUCCGCGGUUGCUCACGAGCUUGAGACACCUGCUGAGGUGAAGCCGGUCGCUAGGAAUGGGAUCGACAUGGCCGCGCCACUGCCUGCCAGGGAGGAUGGCUUUAGCGUCUCGGCAACAGAGAUCGCUUCCAAGGCGCGUCCUAAUAACGCUAUCCAGUCCUCAGUCUCCAUGUUGCACACGCGGAUCUUGAGCCGCCCAUCCACCGGCAGACUGCACUUCUCUAAUGCCGCAGCCGGCUCUGCGAACGGCGGCAAAUCGCACGCGGUGCCCUACGAGGGUAUGGUGGUGCAUCCUCCGUCGCGCGGUCGCGUUUCGAAGUCCGCAGCUGGUGAAGGUGCGGUCGUCACCUCGGCUGAGGAAAAGAUUUUCAUGCGGUUGACCGCUUUGAAGGAAAGUGCUGCUAAGGCGCCGUCUCUCCAGCAGCCCGCUGCGGCUGAUCAGACAUUCAUGCCUGCGAGGGGAAAAAAGAAGGUGCCGGAGCCGCACCUUAAGCACGCGCGCUUGCAGAAGGCACACGAGGCCCACGCAACAGUCGGCGCUACGAAUGACAGUGGGGCCGGUGCAGUCAAGACAACGUAUCGUCGGCGCCGCCGCAACGGAAGCGCUGCAGGGGCGGAGGGCAGACGGCCGCAGCAUUCCCAGAUCGCGGGGCAGGACAUUGUCAAGGCGACCAAGACAAAGAAGCCUGUGGGGGUAUCCAAGAAGACGCAGGGCGAGAACGGCAAGUCUCACUGCAUGGAGCCGGUCGCCAGCUCGCACGAGUCUGCGAGGAAGAAGACGGCAGCGGCUGCGACAGCCGAGAAUGCCGCUGCGGAAAAAGGUUCUGUGAAGCAAAAGCCUGCCAAGAAAGUGAUCCCGGCUGCUGCUGCUGCUGCUGCUGCUACGACCAACGCCACGAGCGCUGAGCACGAUGCCGCUGCACAGUCACAGACAGAGAAGCCGGGCGCGGAAGCGGAGGUGCCAGCGGAUCAGGCGUGCGCCGACGAGAAAAACAUCGAAGAGGGAGCCACGGUCGGGGUCGAUGGGGAGCUCAGCGCUCCUGAACUGGAGAACGAGGCCGCUGCUGCGGUCGAGCACGCGAAUCCGGAGGCGACAGAUGCUAUGGGCGAACCUGCUGAGCAGCCCGAGGAGGAUGCGACUGAGCUUUAA
Molecule: messenger RNA, 1152 nt
Organism: Leishmania mexicana MHOM/GT/2001/U1103
Lineage: Eukaryota; Euglenozoa; Kinetoplastea; Trypanosomatida; Trypanosomatidae
Exons: 1
Coding region: 1-1152 (383 amino acids)
Source: RefSeq, a predicted model, not a curated record